GAUAUCAGAACUUUCGAAUUCAAAAAACAAUUUUUUAUGCCAAUUCAAACUGCAUAUGUUUUUCGGAAAUAUGGAGUGUGGAGUAAUUUUUUUUCGUAAAAUCUCAUCAGUCAAUAGUAAUGUAAUAAAAUAGAAAAAUGUUCAAUCUACUCGGUUUGUUCAACAGCGUAAUAUUUAUGUUUAUCAACCUAAUGGUCGGAUUAUACGUUUUCAGACGGUUCUUCGUAUCGAUGAGAUUGCACAGCAAAUUAGUCGCGGAAAUCGCCGAGUUUAAUCGCACGGUUGGAAGGUCACGAUCCUGUCUCGACUACAUCGGCCACAAAGUUUCGGACGCUAUGAAAGAGAUCGAAGGCGACAUCGAUAAGGAGUUGCAGAUAACGCAUCGUUUGACUAAACUCUCAUCUCAACUCGUAGACGUGAACAAGCGGUUCACCAAAUUGGAGGAAGAAGUGAUCGAGAUGGUGCGAACGGAUUACAAUAUGGAGAGUAUAAAAAUCGAGACACCUGCGGACAUAAACGACGAGGUUAAAAAAGUACUGAGCUUGAAACAGCCCGAUAAAAGGACGAGCUGCAAGCCCCAAAAGAAGCGUAAAUUUUCAACGACCACGCUCAACGGGGUGACCUUCAACAAUUCGAGUGCGCAAAAUAGUCAGUUGCAAAAAUUACCCUGCCUACCGUCGCUGACCGAGACGAUCGCCAAUCCUUACGGAAUUUCAUCGGACGACAAGUCCGAGGAGGACUCGGCGAAGCAUCGAACCGCCCCGAUCAAACCGGUGGUUCAAUUACUGAGGGAACAACGACCCGUCCCCGAGGCAAAACCAAUCGGUUUUCGUCCGUCCUGGAAAUGCAACGCUUGAAUAAUCGCGUUCGUCUCCGUUAUUUCGACGCACCUGCAGACACAGACGUCAAUUGCGGUUCUCCAACGCUUCGGGUUUCAUUCGAUUAGCCGUCUUCGGUUUCUCUUCACACACGAUCAGAAACUCACGCCGAUUCGAGUGAUUCCAGUUUUCUCAGAACGAAAAAAAAAACAAAAUUUUUCAAUUAAAUCAAUUCAAAUCAGUCGGUCAGUCCCUAUAUAUCGGUUUCGUCCAUCCCAUUUAUUGCGACUGUUAUAUUUUUAUUUACCUUGCAUAAAAACCUUGAGAAUAAACGAUGCGUAUCUCGAUGCACGCACGGACCACCGGCUGAAUAUCUUUUCUUUUUACGCUUCGCCUCUGCACGCUGGAAAAUAUCGAUAACCGUUGACGCCGUUCCGCUGUGCACCCAGAGGUGCCAAGGGUUCAAUUUUUAUCGGGUUAAUAUUACACGGUCCCGGCGGUGUGGGAUGACGAGUUUUUUGUUUUUUUUUCUCCUUCUUCUUAUUUAUCGUUUUUUCAUUUCUCAAAGCGUCCCCGUCACGCCUGUGAAAAAUAAAAAAAAGAUCGUAUUUUUUUUUUUCAACGUCGUACGAGAAUAAUUUCGCCACUCCGUGGAAAACGCAUCUAACAUUUGCACACGUGUAUUCGUCAAUGACACGGGUACGUGACUGCUUAUGGGGUAAAUUUAGGUCGGUCGUUGAAGCUUGCAAAUUGUGUUAUACAACCGUUUGAAUAUAACCAUUAUUGAGGUAGCUUCAAAGGACGUAUUUACCGAUAAUUAUAUACUACGUGUGUGCGGCUCGUGUAU
This is a messenger RNA of Athalia rosae (coleseed sawfly), 1665 nucleotides long. RefSeq lists its product as uncharacterized. The coding region runs from base 138 to 857 and encodes 239 amino acids. The transcript is spliced from 5 exons. NCBI's taxonomy places the organism in Eukaryota, Metazoa, Arthropoda, Insecta, Hymenoptera, Athaliidae. The record is from RefSeq and is a predicted model, not a curated record.